Molecule: messenger RNA, 4545 nt
Organism: Dermatophagoides pteronyssinus (European house dust mite)
Lineage: Eukaryota; Metazoa; Arthropoda; Arachnida; Sarcoptiformes; Pyroglyphidae
Gene: HDAC4
Product: histone deacetylase 4
Biological process (GO): negative regulation of transcription by RNA polymerase II; epigenetic regulation of gene expression
Cellular component (GO): histone deacetylase complex
Molecular function (GO): histone deacetylase activity
Source: RefSeq, a predicted model, not a curated record
AAAAAAAACAAAAACAAAGUCACAAUUAAUAUCAAACAACAAAAUAGUGUUUGUUUAUGUAAAAAGUUAACGAAAAAAAAAUUCUGAUUUCAAUUGAUUGAAUCAAAUGUCAUCUGCUCUAACAUCGGCCUCUAUAACACCAUCAUCAAUUGGUCAAUGUACGAUUGGGACCGACAUUGUGGUUUCAGCACCAGCAACAACAAAAACCAAUGUUACUAAUUCUAUCAAUAACAGUGGUCAAACGACAAACAAUUUAAUUAUUCAUGAUAAUUAUCCAUCAUCACGAUCAACAAAUGCUCAUCAGUCAGUAAUUCAUGAAACAAAAUCAUUAUCAACAGCAACAAUGGCUAGUGCAUUGAAUCUGGCCCAAGUAGCUACCACAACAGCACCCGUUGUAGCAAUGGUAACCAAUGGUGGCAGCGGAAAUGUUGAUUCGUCAAUGUCUAAUCCAUCAUCAACAUCAUCAUCAUCAACCUCCGCGGUUGCUACCGCAGCAACAACCACAAUGAUUGGACAGCCACCAAAUCAAUUGACAUUACAACAAUUUAAACAACAAUUGAUUGAAUUAAAACAACAACAACAUCUUCAACAACAGUUGUUAUUGCAACAUUUUCAACAACAACAACAACAAUUGAAUGAACAUCAUGAAAAACAAUUACAGGAACAUAUUCGAGAAUAUAUUGAAAAACAGAAGAUUGAAAGAGAAAAAUCUGAACAACAACAAGCUGCGGCGGCAGCAGCAGCAGCAGCCGCUGCACAAGCUCGUGUUGAACAACAAUUAGAACGUGAUCGACAACAACAAGAAAAAGAACGUCUGGAAAAAGAAUUGUACAAAUUGAAGAAAAAAGAUGGACCAUCAGCCAGUGCAUCAAUCGAAGUAAAACAACGUCUACAGGAAUUUGUAUUAGCUAAAAAACAACGUGAAGCAGCCGCUGCAGCAGCAGCAGCUGCUGCUGCCGCUUCAGGUGGAAAUAAUUCCGCUGUUACAUCAUCAUCGGGUUCAACGGGUGUUGGUACGCCUUCACCACCAACACCAUCAUCAACAACAUCAUCAUCACGUAUUUUACCAUGGCAUACAACAUUAGGCAAAUAUGAUAAUGAUUUUCCUCUGCGUAAAACCGCAUCCGAACCUAAUCUAAAAGUACGAUCUGCACUAAAAGCUAAAGUGAUACAACGUCGUAGUUCACCAUUGCUUCGUCGUAAGGACAAACCAUCACCGCUUAAACGUCGCACCAUGUCAAAUGAUGUAUCCAAUGGCAUUCCAGAAAAUUCUUGUUCACCACCAAGUGGUGGUGUACUUAGUCAUCAAUCGAGCUUUGGUUCCGGUGGUUCAGGAUCAACACCAAUACAGGAGGAAUCAAGUCAAUCACCAUUCAAUGGGAUGGCACAAAAUUCUUCUGCAUGCGAUCUAGCAUUAUAUUCAUCACCAUCAUUGCCAAAUAUUUCCCUUGGUCGACCACAUCAUGUACCAUCAACAAAUACAACAUCGGUCAUAACAUAUCCAUCGGAUAUCAAACCGACGGUAUCGAAUAUGAGCGAAUUACAAAUGAGAGCAUUACGUCUUGGUAUGCCAUUAGCUGCAGCUGCAGCAGUAGCAGCAGCAGCGGCUGCUUCAUCUCAAACAUCCGCAUCUAUCCAUUCCUCCCAUACACCAUUUUUUCCAUCAUUACCAGUCAUUGAAGGCGAUUUCACUCCACCAUCCAGUCCAAAUAAUCUUCAAAAACAAUUGAAAUUGUUGGAAGAAACAGCAGCUAGAACGACCACUGUAAACCCAAAUUCAUUAUCGAACAACCACAAUAAUAAUUCGGCUAAUGGUCAUUCUACAUCCCAAUCACCUAUUCAAUCAUCAUCAACGAUAACAAAUUCAUCAUCAUCAUCAUUAAAUCAGGCAUUCUCACCGGCGGCUGCAUUAGCUAAUUCGGCUGCAAUGUAUUCAUAUGCAACAGCAGCCGCAGCUGUAGGCAUUCCAGUAUCAGAUAAUAUGGCUGCUGCUUCCGCUGCUGCUGCUGCCCUUUCAUCCAUCUAUCAUCAACGAUUAUCAUCGACCAAUAAUAAUAACAUUAGUAGUACCUAUUCUAUAACGGCUGGUGGCCCAAUACGACCAACUGCGGCAUUACAUGCUGCUCGUAUAGUACAACGACCAUUAGGCCGGACGCAAAGUGCACCAUUACCAUUGGGUCAUCCUGCAUUAUUACCUGGUGGGUCAUCUAGCUCAAGUCAAUCAUCAAUGAAACAACCACAAACAACCUCUAGUCUGGUUAAACAACAUAUACGUAAUGCCGUAUUAACAAGAGCGUCCAGUAAAGGACAAAUGGUCGAAAAUGUUGAAGAAGAAACGGAAGCAGCAGUUGCGGCCGAAGAGUUGAUGCAUGAAAAUGAUCAAUCUAAUCAAACACUGAAGAAAACCAAAGGUAAUCCCGAAGACAUAUCCGAUCAAGUUAUUGAUCUGACUAAGAAAAGAUCGGCUAAUGAAGAAGAAUCAUCAUCAUCAACUAGUCCAAACACAACAAAUAUCAUCAAUUCAAAUACAGCUGCCGAUAUGAUGUUUCCGACGCAUAUGUCACCAUUUCGUUUAACAUCAACAACCAGUGCAAGUAAUAUUCAACAAGCCAUACAAAAUCAGCAAAUUCAGCAACAACAACUUCAACAACAACAACAAUAUUAUUUCCCAUUUUUAGGUGUUACAAAUACAGCAUCCAUAUUACCAACAACACCAUUGGCUACCUAUCCAUUUAUUGAUCCCACAUGGGCAGCAUUCUAUCAAAGAGCUGGUGUUACCGGUGGUAAUUAUUUACCAACGACUGCUGGUAAUAGUGCAUUCCGUUCACCUUUAUUAUCUGCUGGUAGUUCAUCGUCAACAACGCCAUCAACAGCAGCUCAAUUAUUAAUGCAUCAUCAUACACCGAAUAGUCAUUAUCCUUCACAUUUUCUACAUAAUCAUCAUCAUCAUCAUAAUCAGCCAACAAAUCCUGGUCGACCAUUAUCGCGCACAUUAUCUAGUCCACAAGUGAUGCUUAGUCACAAUAAUAAUCAUAACAAUAGUGGUCACAAUACCUCACCUGAAAGUCCAGCAACGGGAACAACUAGUCCAGAUCUUAUAAAUAAUUAUCAACAGCAACAACAACAGCUGCCACCACCAAAUGGAAGUUAUCGUUUUACAACCGCAUUAGUUUAUGAUAGUUUUAUGCAAAAACAUCAAUGUAAUUGUAAUGACACAUUUCAACAUCCGGAACAUGGUGGUCGACUACAAAGUAUAUGGGCCCGUAUUACUGAAACUGGAUUAGCUGGUCGUUGUGAGCGUCUUCGAUCUCGUAAGGCUACUUUGGAUGAAAUACAAACUUGCCAUAGUGAAGCUUAUACAUUAUUAUUUGGAUCCUCAUUACAUAAUCGACAUAAAAUUGAUCCAAAUAAAUUAGCUGAUUUGCCCAUCAAAUCUUUAGUCAUGCUACCAUGCGGUGGAAUUGGUGUUGAUUCUGAUACAACAUGGAAUGAAAUACAUACAGCCGGUGCUGCUCGUAUGGCUGCCGGUUGUGUUAUUGAAUUGGCCACUCGCGUGGCAUUGAAAGAAGUCAAAAAUGGUUUUGCUAUUGUUCGCCCACCAGGUAGCCAUGCUGAAUAUCAGCAACCAAUGGGAUUCUGUUUUUUUAAUUCUUUGGCCAUUGCUACCAAAAUUAUUCAACAAAAAUUGAAUUUAAAACGGAUACUAGUUGUCGAUUGGGAUGUACAUCAUGGUAAUGGGCUUCAACAAUCUUUCUACGAUGAUCCUGGCGUUUUAUACAUUUCAUUGCAUCGUCAUGAUGAAGGUAAUUUUUUCCCCGGUACUGGUAAUUUAAAUGAAAUCGGUAUCGGCCCGGGUGUCGGUUUUAAUGUGAAUAUUGGAUUCAACGGUGCGUUGAAUCCACCGAUGGGUGAUGCUGAAUAUGUUGCAGCAUUUCGUACAAUCGUUAUGCCUAUCGCUCGUCAAUAUGAUCCAGAAAUAGUUCUAGUCGCUUGCGGAUUUGAUGCUGCACGUGGACAUCCAGCACCAUUAGGUGGUUAUCUUGUUUCACCUGCAUGUUUUUCCUAUAUGACUCAGCAAUUGUUGACACUGGCCAAUGGCCAAGUGGUUAUGGCGCUUGAAGGAGGAUACGAACUGACAGCUAUUUGCGAUUGUGCUCAAGCUUGUGUAUCAGCAUUGCUUGGUGAUCAGGUGACAGCCAUUUCUGAAGAAGAAGUUACACGUAAACCAACACCAAUUGCUGUUGAUCUUUUGAAUCGGGUAAUACAGAUUCAAUCACAACAUUGGUCAAAUCUACGACGAUAUGCACAUUUGGUCAAUUGUGAUGCAUUAGAAGCACAACGUAAAGAGAUUGAAGAAUGUGAAACAGUCUCGGCAAUGGCUUCAUUGACUAUGACACAUGUACAAAGUCCCGAAUCAGUAACCGAACAAACAGAAAUCAUGUUGGAUGAACCAAUGGACGAAGAUAGUGGUGGUAAUAGUGGUAACGGAAAAUAAAUAAUAAAUCAACCAAAAAAAGAAACCUAAAACAACCCGUAAUAACCAAA